AUGCAGUUUCACUAUGAGAUCUGCUGCUGUGGAAACAGUUUCUACACUGGCUGUUCAACCAAGUCAUUGACCUGUCAACCACCGGUCAGUUGCUAUGGUGACAAACACAUCUGUCCUUUGAGUGCUUCCUGUGUGUCGUCAGGUAUCGCAUGUAGCUGUGCGGGGAAGCACGGCUCAGACCCAUGUGGAGACAACCCUUACCCCAGUGGCUCAGCCUUCCCUGAUUACUUCCCUGUCAGAGGCACACGCUUGUACGUGGCAUCAUCAGAUAUCUACACCGUAGCAGCCGACAUCGCCGUGGAGACCGGGGAUGUGAUUGGGAUCCUGACAGAGGGCAACACCGAUGUCCUGUCAUGUGACUCCAGUCAGACGUCACAGUGGACUCAGAACAAAUACAUCUUCACCAACGUGGCCAGCGAUAGGUCGUCAGUCAUCAAAAAGAAUUUCCUGAUCUCACCCAACCAGGUGUGUCAUGUGAGCACUGUGUACGCAAGUCUCGAGAAUGUGUCACUGCCGGCCGCACUGUCUGUGAUGGACAAGACUGGGGUGUACAUGGUAGGGUACGCAGUGGCAGGACGGUCUACAGAGUGUGAGGUCACUGUUCAGGAGGAUGUAGCAGAUAUUCUGUGGGUGUUUCCGACCCUCGCCCGUGACUCCAGCAUCACGGUGGAAAUCAACACACCCAUAACCAUGGUUGCGAGGAUCAACCAAGGUUCUGAUUUGAGAUACAUCUGGGAGGUGGAUGGUGUGAAUGUGACAACGAUCAGUGUUGAAUCCUCUUGCCCAUCGCAGGUUGUUGCUGCCAGAUGCAGCACAAACAGUUCUUCCAUUGCUAAACCUUUUACAUACAUCACGCAGUCCUUCCAAACAGCAGGCCAAGUGAGAUUAACCAUUUACAAUGAUGUCAGUUCUAAAGAAGUGGUUGUAGUUAUCAGCAUAGACCACUGCAUGCCUAUCAAAGGGCUGCAACUCUUCCACAGCUGUAGUGGUGCAAAGUGCUCUACCUUAGUGGAAGUUGGUGUGGAGCUUCUUUUUGAAGUGGAAAUCACAGCUGGUGUGGUAGACACAUACAGUUACAAAAUAGCUGGUGCUUUUCUUUCUGAGGGAGGAAAAUAUUUGAACCACACAUUCAACACACCUGGCCAGUAUGAGCUGGUUGUGAACGGAUCGUGUGGGCGGCAUUCAAUGGUGGCUACUCUCACCAUCACUGCCAAAAUAGCUGCUCACAUUGAAAACUUUCAGUUUUCUACCCAAGGUCUAAAAGUUGUUCCUGUUAAUGAGGAAUUUUCAUUGUUUUGUAAUGCUGUCGUACAAAUAGAUGCUGAGGUUGAAGUGACAUUUUAUCUGUAUGCCAGUGAUACCAAUGUAAAGACGAUUUCAAAGACACUUAACACAUCAUCGACACGUUUGGUGGAGUCUGUGAAUGACACAUACACGACGGCCGGCCAAUAUCUUGUGAAUGUUACAAUCACGGAUGUGUUUGAGGUUGUGUCAAUCUCCAGAACGGUUUACGCUGUACACAAACUGACGGGCAUCAGUGUGGAUUCUCUAGUGCAUUUUAUUCUCCUGGACAGAGAGAUCGAGUUUAGAGCUGUGGUCAACUCCACGUCUGGGCCGGUCACUGUUGGGGCAGCCAUGCUGGCCUACAAUUGGACAUUUCCCGGUGUUCUCAUCCAAUCAAAGACCAGCAAGAUGCUGAUCAUUCAGAGACAGAAGAUGGAUGUGCUGGGAGAGCACCGGAUCACGGUAUCCGUUGACAACAGAGUGAGUUCUGUGUCUGGUUUCAAGACCGUCACGGUCGAACAGUGUGUGUCGGAUCUGAGGCUGUCGUACAACGGUCCUCAACACAUCUCCAACAACAUCACCAUCAUCGCCUCCCACGAUGAGGGAACAAACGUCACAUUUACAUUCGACUUCGGGGAUGGACGCCCGCCUACACAGCAGAACGAUUCCAGCUUGACCACUCAAUACGGGUCCGUUGGAGUCUUCAGUGUCUCCGUGAAUGCAUCAAACGACCUUCACCUUGCUGACUGCAGGCCGGCGUCUGCUCAACUGACCGUGUAUGUGAUGGACAAUGACACCCUCAUCCUCCUUGGCAUCCUCCCCACGCCCUGCAUCGCCAUUAACUACAGAGUCACCCUGUCGGCACACGUCAUCAAUGUCGACCCCCAGAGGCUGAUGUAUGAGUGGAGUCUUGGUAACAGUCAGGGUUAUGUAAGGGGAGAAGGUAAGCAGAACGUCACUUCUUGGUACUCUGCCCAGGGCAUGUACAACGUGUCUGUCAUGGUGAAUGGUGUGGAGAGGGCAGAGACAACCAUGUGCGUGCAGGAGACCAUUGCAGGUCUAAAGAUAUCCACACCGAACCCGGCAGUUGUCCGCACAGUCAUCCAGGUGUCUGUCUCAGUUGCCGCAGGGUCAGACCUCUCAUACAAGUGGAAGGUUGACAUCACCAACUUGAAGUGUGAGACAUUGCAGUGUUCUGUCACCAAAGACCAGCCUGGGAACUACCUGGUGAACAUUGUGGCCUACAACAAUAUCAGUCGAGAAGAGGUUGAGGUCAGACUGAUUUUCCAGAACCUCAUCACAUCACUGGCCGUGCUGUGCUCCACUUGUAAAGAGAGUGUUUAUGCCAACACGGCACUCCACAUGAAUUUGAGAGCGAUGAUUGCCGAGGGAACCAAUGUGUCCUAUGUUUGGGAUUUCGGGGAUGGGACCAAGGGAAAUACAAGUCAGGUGAAUCAUGUGUUUACACCAGAAGGUCAGUACAAUGUCUGUGCGACAGCGUCGAAUCUCGUAGAUAAAGAUGUUGAGUGUGUUGUGGUGACUGCCGAGGAUCCUAUAACUGAUCUGACGUUGGUGUCCGAUACAAGAGACGUGGAAAGCGGGUCAGUGGUACAGCUGGAAGCCAAACGCACAUCGGGCAGCAGCAUCAAAUACGUGUGGCAGUGCACAGGUCAGGCAGAUGUGACCUCGGUGAACCAGAUAUUUACCACACGUCUGACAACCUCCCAGACAUACAACUGUACUGUUACCGCUAGCAACCACGUCACAGAGCAGGUAGUGGCAAGCAUUACUAUCUCAGUGUUUGUGAAAAUCACCAGUUUACAAAUCGUGCAUCAACUUGUUGAUCGUAAAUAUGGAGCAGCCUUGGAGGUUUUGAGCUUUGAAGGGAAAGCAAACACAGAUUUCCUUGUGAGUUAUGACUGGAAUGUGUUCAAAGAAGGAUCUUCAGUGUGUCGGAGUGCAGGAAAAAAUCUGAGUCAGAAAUGUAGUUCACUUCCUGUGGGCAAGUACUCUGUAGAUCUCACAGCCAAAAACUACAUUAGCACAAAAACUGUCAGUUUAACUUUUGAGAUCAUACAACGAAUAGUUAAUCCCAGAAUGAGUCUUUCGGCUGAAUUUGUGUCUCUCAGCACAGAUAUAGAUCUGUCGGUUGUCAUGGACAAAGGAUCUAACGUGACGUAUGGCUGGUCGGUUGAACCUUCAGACUCUUCCACCUGUACAGGAAACAACGAUGCACACACGUGUCGGUUCAGAGCCAUCGGAAGGUACAUGGUUAGAGUGGAGGUGCGUAACGUUCUCAAUCCAUCAGCCGAGAUACUAGACAGACAGAUCACUGUACAGCAACUGGUCAAAGAUGUCUCCAUCACCUCCAGCAUUGGUGAUGAUUUUCAGUUUCUUGCUUUCGGGACGAAACUGACUUUUACACCAGUAACAUCACAAGGUUCAGAUCUGCUUUACUCCUGGGUGCUGUCAUUCGGGAGUCUCUCUGUGGCCAGUUCCGACUCUGUGACACUGUUGUACACAUUUACCCAGACAGGAACCUACACCAUCGUGUUGAACAUCUCCAACGAGGUUAGCCACGAGGUAAAAACAACCUCCAUCAAGGUGCAGCAGGAAAUACUGGUCGUCGUUCUUAAAUCAGACAAGAAUGUGAUUACAACUGGAGGCACCGUUUCGCUGAUGGCUGUAGCCAGGUCAGGUUCAGACACCAAGUUUGAGUGGAUCAUUGAUGGACAGGUUCAGUCCACCUCCCUAGCUUCAUUACAGAAAACAUUUCUGUCUGCUAACGUGCACACCGUCACCGUCAUGGCUUACAACAAAGUGAGCAACGCGUCUGAUCAGAAGAACAUCACUGUGGAAGAUCCUCUCUCAGGACUGGAAGUCGCGAACUGCUCGGUUGUCCGGCCAGCACUGGUUGACACAACUCUGGUUGCAUCUGUCUCACAGGGAACUGGUGUGUCAUUCACAUGGGCGGUGGAGACCGUGCGUGGUGUAAAGAAAGCUUAUUUUGGAAAGACUGUGAUUCACAUGUUCGACUCUGCAGGAAGUUUUCUAGUCGAACUGUCUGCCGCAAAUCAGGUCAGCAAUACCUCAAUAAGAUGCUCCAUGAAUGUACAAGGAAUUGUCAAAAUUUCCACCAUUAAAAUAAAUUCAGAUAUAAAAUAUUUUGUUGUCAAUGAGACAAUUUACUUUGUGGCUAUUGGUGAAAAUCUCGGUGACACCACCUUUACAUGGGACUUUGGUAAUUCAGAAGUGGCAAGUACGAAAAACAGUAAAUAUCAGAGAUUGUUUAUGAAAGCUGCUACCUACCAUCUGACAGUGACUGCCUCGAACAACGUAAGUCAAGCCGUAUUCCAAACAGUCUUCACUGUUCAUCACCUGCAGUGUGAAAUCCCUGAUGUGUCAGUUGUGGGGGAGUCCUCUCGAACCGUUUUAAAAUCACGGGCUCUUCAACUGGAGGUUCUGGUUGAUUCAAAAGGUUGCAUUAUGUACAACUCUAAACAUAUAUGGAAAGUAUACACAGAUAAAGCCUGCAUGGAUGACAUGGUUUCUUUAGGUGACACACACAUCACCAGCCCAGCUCUCAAGGUGAAGCCACGGGUCCUCGACUAUGGGAAGUACUGCGUAAUGUUUACUACAAUGUAUGAAGAUACCCCGGUGCACGAGUCUGCUAACUACACCCUAACUGUGGUUGCCUCCCCUUUGAAGGCCAUGAUUGCAGGUGGCUCUGAGCGCAGACUUCCGGAGGCUAAAGACUUGUUGCUGGAUGGUAGUCUGUCGUUUGAUCCAGAUACCCUCGACGACACAAGUGGUUUGACCUACCAGUGGAUGUGCAAAUCUCUUUCUACAUCGGUUUUUUCACCUGCCUGUCCUGAUCUCGACAGCUUGCCGAAGGUCAAGGCUGAGUUUUCAGAAGGAUCUUACCUGAUAGAACUGACUGUUGCCGCUGGAAACCGAUACAAUUCUACACAGCAAACUAUCCAUGUACUGAGAGGCAGUGUUCCCAUGGUAACCAUUGAGUGUGUUUCCUGUAAGUCAUCAAAUACUUUCCAGAUCAGCCCCAACCAACAGGUGGUGCUCUCAGGCAGGUGUACCAACUGUCUCUCCAACAUCAGAUACAGAUGGCAGGUGGAGGCAGAUGGAAUCCAAGUGCCUCUUGAUGAGACAACAACUACAACAGGAGGCUCCAAUAUUAACCUGGUUGUUCGUCCAAACGUUCUUGGUGUUGCUGACACCUACACAUUCAGUCUUAAUGUUACAUCUUCCGGGUUUUCCGGUGAAGGAAACGCCAUUCUCAGCUUAGAGUCAAACAAACCUCCUUCAGGAGGGUCUUGUGUCAUUGGUGGAGCUGCACCAGUUGUCUCCCUGGAGUCUCCGGUUGAUGUGUCGUGUUCCGGUUGGACGGACGACUCGGGAGGCCACCUGUAUUACCAGAUCCUGGUGGACGGUACGGUGUACAGCACACAUGUGUUGUACCACGGAACGCGAGACACUCAGUCCGUGUAUGUCGCACCACUCUCGGCUACCACAGACAGGGUCAAACUCCAGGUCAAGGUCAUCGAUGAGCUGGGAGCUGCCAGUGAUGGGGGAGAGAAAACUAUUCAGUUUGAGAUGCCGACUCUGAAUUCAUCUAAGACGGACUACUUAGUGAGGAUGGCCGACACGGAGUUGAGACGACUCGUCAGACAGAACAAGCCGAUGAGUCUCCUGCAGUAUGCCAUUGCGCUCAGUGAGCAGCUCAACCACGAGUCAGACAGCGGCGGGGGGCAGGAGGGGGAGGUGUCGCGGGAGAAGCGGGCUGUGGUGCGCGACGCCAUCACACUCAGUCUGAUCAUGAUACCAGUCAACUCACUCUCCGACGUCCAACAGAUGGCCUACUUACUCAGACUGCUCACGAAAUACUCUGAUGAAUACCAGACGGCAUCAAGCCACAUGUUGAUUGUCAAGGUCCUCGAGAACAUCGUACAAGUCCUGCAGUCCUAUGCUCACCAAGGACUUGACUGGAAGCAGUUCGUGUCUCACCGACUCAUGUCAACGAUAUCCAACCUCAUCACGGCGGUCAAUCUGGCCGUGUAUUCCCCACAGGACGUCUCGUCCACCAGCCAGUCCGGCCAGCUGACCGGGGUUGCUGCGGACUUCGUCUCGUUGAGGAGCGAGAUCCACAGCUUCAUGUCGGGUAUGCCGGUCGGUGGCGGGUCGCGGAGCGCGGAGGACGAGCUUCACCGCAGACAGGUGGUCCCGCGAGUGUUCCGCAUCGCCGAGCAGGUCAUGUCGACCAGUCUGAUGACCACAGUGCUGACCGAGCAGUCCCUGGUGUUCAGUCUGGGUGGGAUCGACGUGUACGGACAGCGGACGAAGACGGACAGUGUGUGGAGGAGGAGGGAGCUGCUGGGAUGUAUGUUCUCUCUGUCGGACACUCUGUUUGACGGAGUCAUCAAGGCAGAUCAAGAAAUAUUCCAGGUGAUGUUUGUGUUAUCUAAAAACCCGUACACCUGGGGCAGCUUCAAGGAUUUCACCAUCACGUCCAACGUACCUGCCCUCAGUUUCAAAUACUCGGACGGGUCAAGCAUUAAACUGGCUGACCUUCCCACCAAGGAUAAGAUCAAGAUCCUGAUGUUUCGGAACGAUUCCAACUACACGCUGGCCACUGACAAUCUGAUAGCGAGUCCACACUACCAACCUUUGGACACUCUCACAUACAGCGGUUUCACACUGAAGUCUAAACGGUCUAAAAAGGUUGUCGUGGAUGUGUCAAGAGGACAGAGUCAGGUUUCUUCUCUUCAUAUUCAGAUUCGGGUCAGUGUUCUACAGAAUGAAACUGAGGCGGAGAAUGGUGUUACGCCAACAGGGUCAGUGUCAGCCUAUCUAGGGGUGAAUUAUGAAGCGACUGAAACCAAAUACGAAGUGUUUAAAGAAAUCGGAACACUGCAGAUGGCUGAUGGUGUUGAUCAUCGGACUUAUACCUUCUUUAUUCCAUCUCUCACGUUUGACACGGCCUCUUCUUACUCUGUGAGUGUGUUCAACAACAACGGCUACCAUGACGUGAAUCUCUCGGCCGCUGUGUACUUCUCAAGCUGUCAGUACUUUGCUGCAACACCCAGCGACUGGUCAGUGAGUGGGUGUGAGGUGCUGGACGAGUCCAUCCCAAUAUGCUCUGUGUGUCUCUGUGACCAUCUCACCUCAUUUGGGGGCAGUGUCCUUGUACCACUGGAUGCCAUCGACUUCGCAGAUCUCGCGCGACUUGACCUGGCAGUGAACCCUGUUGUCAUAACAGCAGUCGGCAUCAUUUUGGCUGUUUACAUCAUCAUCGUUAUCUUCUCCUACUACUGGGACCGUGCCGACCUCAGCAGAAUCUCAGUUAUCCCCCUUUGUGGCAAGAAUGGCUCACACAAAUACGAAGUUACCAUUAUUACUGGUCGACUUCCUGGAGCAGGCACGACCGCUCACGUGGGUAUUAAACUGUACGGUCAGCUUGGCAAGAGUGAGCCACGACACCUUUCAAAGACAGACAUCCCUGCCUUCCAGAGGAACUGCAGCGACAAGUUUUUCAUUGCCACAGAUACCAACUUGGGAGACUUGUGGAAGAUUCUCGUCUGGCACGACAACACAGGACUGUCGCCGUCGUGGUACCUCCAUCGGAUCGAGGUCAUUGAUCUCCUGACAGACAUGAAGUACUACUUCCUCGUUGACACGUGGUUGUCCGUGGAACAAGAGAACGGAAUUCUGCAGAAGGAAAUAAGUGUGGCAGGGGCGGAUGAACUGAAGCGGUUCUCCAGCACGUUGAAGACUGCGACGUAUGAAGGACUUGCCGACAGACACAUCUGGCUGUCCGUAUUCAAUCGUCAUGACAACAGCCGGUUCACACGGGUGCAGCGCGCCACAUGCUGUGUGACGAUCGUGUUUGUGUUCAUGCUGGUGGAUGCCAUGUGGUAUGGACUGCUCAAGGACCGGACGGACGCACAGGCUGAUGUCUCAUGGUCGUCGUUCUCGUGGGAGGAGGUCGUGAUCGGCCUCGUCUCCAACACCAUCGUAUUCCCCGUCGCCCUCGUCCUCAUCCUCAUCUUCAAGAAGAGCAGGUCUCAGAAGAACAUGUUCCGGAAGCCGCAGACAGCUCAGACGAUUGAGAUUCCGUGUGACAUCUCUCAGUACAGCGGGUCUCUGAGGUGUUCCUCCCCACAUGCGGACUGGGAGUCAUACUACGAUGGAGAGAGCACUGUCGGCUCAGUCAGGGCGUUCGAGCUGGGAAGUUUGCACAGAUCAAACACCGUGAGGCGAGUGAGUGAGGACAGCGAGGCCCACAGUGAGCCAACAAACACCACAAAGAAGUCAUCCCUUCAGUCUAUCCGUCGCACACAUGAACUGAUGUGGUCACAUGACAACAUUCUGAGAAGCUGGCCAGAAAAGGUUCCGGCCUGGUCUGACAAUCUGAGUAGUGCCGAUCCUCCGAGUACAUCCAAAUCAGACUCCAAGAAGAAAUCAAAGAAAAAGGAUGGAUGUGACAGUGAUGAUGAAUUUCAGCAGAGGUUGGACAAGAUUGAUCAGGAAUUAGAACAGAAAGAGAAAAAACAACAAGCCAAGGACAAAACAACCAGUCUUGGUAAACCGAGCACCAAGUUGGCUGGUAAGAAUGAUAUUGAUCUGUUUUCCUCUGACGAUGAAUGGGCCAAGAGUAAUCCCGUUCCUGUGAAGAAGUCAAAGAAAAUGAAGACUCCCCCAUACCCUGCCGGCGCCACCGCCAGUCGCGUGCAGCCACGACAACCACCGACCAUCAAUGACAGAGUGGAUGAUCUGGGUAAUGUGGAUGACAUCCUCUAUUCGGAUGAUGAACUCUCCACUGAUAAGAAAACAAAGAGCAAGGAAUCAACACAGACUCACAGAUAUAACUCUAGAACCCAGAGAGAAAGGAAGUUCAGUUCAUCGAGUGGAGCUGCCAGGAAGGCAUCUCGUCGGAUGUCUCACGGUACAAGCAGCCUGAAGGAGACAGCAUCCAUCAGAUCAGACCGACACCCAGGAUCUAACUCGGAGCCAGACAGUAGGCGUGAGAGCAGUGUGGCAGCAUACUGGAGGCGUCACAGCAGUAUUUCCCAGUCUAUGAGACCGAGGACAGCGUGCUCGCUGCCCCCGUGGUGUGUGUACAUCGGCUACAUGGUGUGCACGCUGCUGUCCACCAUCUCCAUCAUCGUCAUCCUGCUGUAUGGCUACAACUUCGGCCGUCACGUCGCCAUCAAGUGGCUCCUGUCUAUUAUUAUCUCGUUCCUCUUCUCAGUGUUCAUCAUUGAACCAGUCAAGGUGUUGGUGUUGGCGGUGUAUCUGGCUGUGGUCUCUAAAAACGUACACGAGGACCACGAUGGAGAUUCUAUCGACGUUCUGCCCACAGUGCAGGCCAACGAACAGAUCAAGGAUGUGAGGUUUCGCCCGCUGGGUGGGUUUGCGUUGCUGCAGGCGAGGGAGAAGGGGAUGAAGAUUUGCCGCAUGCACGUGAUGCUGCGCCAAGUCGUUCUCUUCAGCUUCCUGCUCACGUUGCUCCUGGCGAUCUGCUACAUCAACUUCCCACACAGCGCCUUCGUCAGCACCCAGUACGUGAAACACCGGCUCACAGACAGUCCAGCGAACCUCAGACUCGGAAAUUUAAAAAAUAUUCCAGAUGUACAGGGCUGGAUGCAAUCUGUCCUAGCAGAAACAAUCCACCAUCAAGAACUACACACAGAAGAAUUCCCCCUGCUACUGGGUGUCACCAGACUCAGACAGAUACGCAGUAUUACAGACCUCUGUCCUGCUGCUUCUGAUCUGAACAAGCUGAAGGUUCCAUUUUUGACCUCUGACCCAUGUGAAGGAUCUAUGACCUUCAAGGAGGACACGGCUAGAUACGGAUUAAAAUGGCAGACAAGCAAUAAUCUAAACGCUCCAUGGCCGUACAGCUCUGCUGAAGAGACCAACACGCAAUCCAAGUUUGGCCAUGCUCAGCUGUAUUCUGGAGGCGGUUACGUUGUGAUGUUGGGGACAUCAUACAAUGAGACACGACAACUUCUACAGGACAUCUUCAGUGAGGACUGGAUGAACCUAUACACACGUGCCGUGUUUGUGGAGUUCACUCUCUACAGCAUGGCAGAAGACCUCGCUAGUUCAGUGUCUGUCCUUCUCGAGUUUCCAUUGUCAGGCGGUGUUCUCACCAGUGUUGAUGUUCUGACCCAGAGACUGAUGUGGUACGAUGGAGUCCGCAUUGACCCAGUGAUGGUGUGUGAGGUGUUGUUCAUGGCAUGUGUUGUUUACCUGAUUGUUCACCUAAUACUAACAAUGGUCGAGGAGAAAUCUCACUUCAUCACCAGCGUGUGGAACUGGCUUGAUGUCGUCAUCGUCACACUCAGUGUUAGCUGUGUCGGGCUGUACGUGGCAUGCAUCGUUGUGACAACCAACACCUUCCACGACUACUUUGCCAACAGGCAGAUGUUCACCAGCUUUGACCGGCCAUCUCACCUGCAUGAGGUUCUGUGUGACCUGCACGCCUGGUUACUGUUCCUCAUCUUUAUCAAGAUUGUGAGACAACUGCGGUUCAUCAAGUGUUUUCAUGUGUAUGACAAGACUCUAGCGAACGCAGUCGGGAAACUUCUUGGCUGCACACUUAUCUUUGUUAUCAUGAUAUGUAGCUAUGCACAGCUGGGAUACCUGAUCUAUGGUUCCACAAUACGAGACUUUGCGAGUUUCCACACUGCCAUAACGACCUUGCUGAGAACGAUAUGUGGAGCCAUGAACCUGGCCACCCUGCUAGAGUUCCACCCGGUGUUAACCCCGCCCUACUUCUACUCCUUCUACGCCCUCACGUACGGGGUCUUCAUCGGCCUGGUGAUGGCGGUGCUGAACGACACGUACCGCAUGACACGACAACAGAUGUACUACAAGGCGACACUUGAAGCCCAGGACUAUGAGAUGAUCGACUUCAUGAUGAACAGGUUCAAACUGUGGGCAGGGAUCAAGAAGCAGAGACCAGCGUUUCAAAGGGUCAAGUUCAAAGGUCAGCCAUCUUUACCGAGUCGGUCAAGCAGCUCAGCACGUUCCAGUCAGUCAACGUCGACGAGCAGCUCCGACCAGCUCGGGCUGGAAAGUGCUGCCCUGUACAAAGAAUACCUGAUGGACAAGAUGCAGCCGCAGUGGGAGAACGUUCUCAGUCGCUUCCAGAGUAUUGUUAAACUUGACAAAGAUGAAGAACAGCAAAUGAAGAAACUUGAGAAGGAAAUUAAAGACUGGACAACUAAAAAGAAGUCAGACGAGAAAAUCAAACAGUCACGAGGAAAGACCUCCCAGUUCCGGACUCGCUUCCAGAGUAACCUGGGAACUACAGCAGUGAAAAACCCAAAAGAGUUACUCGGUCGGAAGUCGGUCACUCCACCGAACGUGUCUCCACGGGAACCGACCUCGGAGACGGGUGGGAGACCCCACAGUGACCAGUGUGACCGAGUGGAUACAAAAUCACAUCAACAAUCCAGCAGUGACACACAACAGAUGGGGAAUCCAUCUCACAGUAAGAAUGUGCAUUUCUCUAAACAAGCCUGGUGAAUGUACCAUCAAAAAUCGAAUAAUAUCACCAUCAUACUUUUCCCUCCAUACAGACAAUACUGUGUGAGAUUGUUGUAUCAUACAGUGAUCUGCUACUUAUGUGGAAUAUCAAUUUAAAGAUGUCUGAUUGGCUGCUCCAAGAUGAUGACCCAGAUGCCAAAGCCACAUAUUCCAAUGAAAUUAGCACAACCAAAACUGACUGCUCUGUGAUGUAUGGUGAGAAGACCAAACAAGCUCAAGCUUUUGCUUCUUAUAUAUGUUAACAAAAAGCUUGUAAGUUUAGUGGUAUCUAAUGGCCACUUACAAACUGUGAAGUACAUGAUAGGUGAGGACAAGACAAAAUGCGGUGCUACCGAAACAUUUAUAGACUAGCACAAGUUAACCAUAUGUUCACUGUUCAGAUGAGAUUGAGAUAUAUUUUGCUGCUUAAUAUUUGAACUGAUUGUGCAAGAUGUGACUUAAAGUUACCAAUAACUACCAACUGAGUCACUGGUCGAAUUACCAAUUACCACAAACUGAGUUAUUGGUUAAAUUACCAAUAACUACAAACUGAGCCAGUUGCUGAGUUACUAAUAACUACGAACUGAGUCAGUGGUGGAAUUACUAAUGACUACAAAUUGUGUCAGGGAUUGAAUGACUUAUAACUACAAACUUAAGUGGUUGAGUUAUCAAUAACUGCGAACUGGAUGGUUGAUUGUAAACAUGAAAUAAGUGAAUGGUUGAUUCACCAAUGAUAACAAACUGAAUGGUUGAUUGUAAAUAUAAAUUGAGUGAAUGGUUGAUUUUUAAGUCACUACAAACUCAACGGUUGAUUUACUUGUCAACACAAACUGAGUACAUGGUUGAUUUUUUACUUUUGUAAUACAGUAUAAUUUGUGUGUAGAAUACUGCAAGAUAAUUUCUUGCCCCCAAAUGAUUAUCAAACAGUGCCUAUGAUCUAAGACAUACAAACUCUAAUAUGUGUAGUCAAGCCUGUUUAUACUGUCCACACACCUACAUAAUAUGCAGGUGGCCUUUAUACAGAGGCCAGAUUGUUUGUUGUAUGUAGAAGGAAUUGCGAAGUGCCUGUUAGAGACAAAUGGGAUUAAAAGACUCGACUGUGUUAUGUACAACCUCUGUGAUACUAAGCUGUGUGUUAUUUCUUAUAUCAUGGGACCAUAUAUUUUAAUAAUACUACAUCUACUAUUUGAUCUGUGUAAUAACAUUAUAUUCAGUUAUAAAAUACAACUACUGCUGUGUUUGAUAUUUGAUAUAUCCAAUGUGUGACAUACAACUGAUAAUGAUAUGUUGUAUUGUUUUUGUCUAUGCUAGUUUUUAUAUUGUUAUUUUUUUUAUCUUCUCAAGUGGUAUUUUCUCUUAAAGAAUCACUGACUUAUAUACUGGCUAUCUCAUACCAUGGAAAUAGUCACUCUAAUAGAAAUAGUUCCUCCAAUGCAACCUGCUUCUCAUAUUUUGGGACUAGUCACUCCUAAUAAGAGAUUUCCUAUCUCAUAUUUUUCUGACUGGUUACUCCUAUGGGACUUCCUGGCAUAUUUUGGGAUAUGUAACGUCUAUGGGACAUGUUAUAUUUUGGGACUAGUUACUUCUAAUGGACUUGCUCUCUCAUACAGUUUUACUAAGUGCUACUUAUGUUGUGAUAAUUUUACAUUUUCUGUGAUAUUUACAUUUGCAUAAGAUUUCCGUCCAAACAUUACACAAGUCAAGCAUUACAUGGCACGGUUUAGCCUGUUAUUGAUGGGAUAUCACUUUUUUUUCAUAUCAAGACAACAUGUGAUUUAUUAUUGGAGAAGAUACUGAAUUAAUGUAUUUGUUAAUUAAAUUCUGUGAUUAUUUUAAUCAUAUUGGUGCAUUUUGACUGAAUUACAGUUUGUAGUUUUACAAGAUUGAAUUGUUUGUGCUAUUUUUUUAAUGUUUUAUUAUUUCCAACUUACUUUUACAUUUUGUCAUUUCUUAUGCAAGUAUAGAUUUAACUUUGUAUUUUUUAUGUUGUUUUUUCAUCUUUACACUCUUGAUUCUUACCUUGCUUUGAGUACUUCUUUCUAUAGAAACUUUAGGAAAAUGUAUUCACUUGUUUUUAAGGUCAUGUGUUACGAACCAAUCUUAGUGCUUAGAAGGUCAGGUGGGAUGUAACACCUCAUAUGACUGGCGCAAUAGAAGGUCAGGUGGGAUGUAACACCUCAUAUGACUGGGGCACUAGGUCAGGUGGGAUGUAACACCUCAUAUGACUGGGGCACUAGGUCAGGUGGGAUGUAACACCUCAUAUGACUGGCGCAGUAGAAGGUCAGGUGGGAUGUAACACCUCAUAUGACUGGGGCACUAGGUCAGGUGGGAUGUAACACCUCAUAUGACUGGGGCACUAGGUCAGGUGGGAUGUAACACCUCAUAUGACUGGCCCACUAGGUCAGGUGGGAUGUAACACCUCAUAUGACUGGCCCACUAGGUCAGGUGGGAUGUAGCACCUCAUAUGACUGGCGCACUAGGUCAGGUGGGAUGUAACACCUCAUAUGACUGGCCCACUAGGUCAGGUGGGAUGUAGCACCUCAUAUGACUGGCGCACUAGGUCAGGUGGGAUGUAACACCUCAUAUGACUGGCGCAAUAGAAGGUCAGGUGGGAUGUAACACCUCAUAUGACUGGCACACUAGGUCAGGUGGGAUGUAACACCUCAUAUGACUGGCGCAAUAGAAGGUCAGGUGGGAUGUAACACCUCAUAUGACUGGCACACUACAACUUUACCAGAAAGUAAUCAAAUGCUUUUAGUGAUAUAAAUUGAAAUCAGUGAAUGGGUAAUAAAUAGGUUAUUAAACAAGCUUUUAUUUCAUAUCAUGUUUAUAUCUCUUGUGAAAUAAUUUUCACUAAAGCUUGUGACAACUGAAAAUUAUUUCACUCAGGACAUAAACAUGAUACGAAAUGGAAGUUUGUUUAAUAUCCUAUAAACACAUCGCAUGUUUAAUAGUAAUUGUAAAACACAGGACAGUCUCUUUAACAUGGAAGUUCUUGGUCAAAUGUGUAUAUCUUCUUUAUAUAUCCACUGUAAAACACACGUCGAAUACUAACAGAGAAAUGAAAUAAUUCAUGUGCCAAACAUUGAUGAUUGCAUUCAGAUUAUUAGUGUCUAUGUAUGUGUGCAUGCAUGUGUGUAUAGGUUAUGUUUCCUUCAGUAAAUACAAAAAAUAGAGUUGUAUUAUUAAUUGCUUGUUUGGAGUUUUUUUUAAAAACAAGAUAGUUUUUUCCUACUUUGAUGAUAAUAAUUUUUAUAUUUUUAUAUUGAGUAAAGAAAUUGCGAUUCCUAUAGAUAAUUAAAUUAUUAAAUAUGUAUACCUUUCAAAAAUCUAAUUGUGACUGAUUUUUGAAUACGUAUCUUCCUCUUUGAUUUGAGAGUUAUGUUAAUGAAUCUGUGUGCUCAUUUUACUUGCUAGAACACACUGUGUAGAGUUAUUACUCUAGCAGUAGUUUAGUUCUUUACAUUUACAAUAUUACUAGUUGUUAAAAAUUGUUGUUUUUCUUUUUAUCUAAUAAUGAUGCAAAUUGGUUUGUUGGUGGUUUCUAGAUUAUAUAUUAUAUUUUCAUAUUUUUCUUAUAUUUAUGUUUGACAAUAUUUUCAGUGAAAUAGCAAUUUAUGUUUUUUGCUGUUUUGUGUAGGAAAGAUUUGACAUGUAUUUAUAUUUACAUUGAGUAUAUUUACGUGUAGUUAUUUGUGGCAAAUCGAGUACAAGCUAGUCCCUUGUGUAACAGUUGUCUUAAUGGGAAUAUUUGAACAAGACAUUGCUCUUUAUGUUAAGCCUAAAGCUACGUUUCCAUCUAUAUGUUUUACAUGAAGCCAUAAAUUUGUGAAUUGCCGAAAUAAUGUGUCUGCCAUGUCGGUGUUUCCAUGUACAGUAAAACCUCUCAAAACCAGACCCUCUGUAAACUGGAAUUCCCUAAAAACCGGAUGUUUUUCAUGGCCCCUUUUUAAAUAUAUAUAUAUAUAUAUAUAUAUCUACAGAAGAAAUCCUCUCAAAACCAGAUACCUCUUAAAACCGGACUUUUUAGUUGGUCCCAAGGGUGUUUGGUUUAGAGGAGUGUCACUGUACAUGAGUUUGGAAUUGCUUAUCGAGCAAUUUGUCGCCAAUUUUCACGUAUCACGGAAGUGCAGAAUCCCACAAGAAAUGACAUCACACGAAAGCAUUGUUAAUAUGGGCAAGAAGUUUAAACUGACCAAUGUUUUUACUGUGUCCUUUCGAAUUUAAUUUUUGUUAAUUCUAACUUCACGGAUGGGUAUACCUGCAGAGGUAUGGAAAUUAUCAAUACAAACUUAGAUUACAUAUGGAAAUGUAGCAUAAUGAUAGACAAUGUUUUAGUUUGCUUGUGAUAUAAAAAUCAAUGGUUUAAGUUAUUUGUAGUACAAAAAACUAUAUUUUAGUUUAUUGUAAUGCAAAAAACUAUGUUUUAAGUUAUUUAUAGUUUUCAAAAAACACAAAAAAACCCACAACAUUUUAGUUUACUUGUAGUACUUUUGGUUUCAUUUUAUUACAUGCUCAGAGUUUUAUUUUGUAGUACAAACAAUAUUACAGUUAAAUUUAGUAUAAAAACCAAUAUUUUAAUACCAAAAUAUGUUUAGCUGAAAUUGUUCUAAUUUUUAGCAAUGCCGUAUUGUAGAUUUUGGUAAAAUUAUUAUUUCAGAUUUUAGCAACUCGUUAUUGACCAUUAGUUUGAUUUUUAACAAUUUUGAAACGUAAACUUCUAUGAUUAACAUCAUAGCAUUAUUGGAUGAUCUGGGUGCUCGUAGUAAUCAAUGUGUUUCUGUAUUGUUGUUUUAAUUACUUGUACAAUGAAUGUGGUGUUAUCUCUGUUUUGUCUUCAUACAGAUUUUGUACCGGUGAAACUAAAACCAUAAAUAUUUUACAUAAACAAGUGAUAUAGUAAACCUAGGAUUAAUUCUUUCUCUGAUCAAACUUAUUAUCUUUUUGACUGAACUCUUCUCACUCAUUCAUACAGCAUAAUCAUCUUUUCCUUAAAGUAUUAUUUAUUUGUUGGUUUAUUUCAUUGACAGAGUAUAGUCUGUAAAUUACCAAAGUGAAAUAUCUGGGGGUCACAUACACAGUUUAAAUUAUGUGGGGGACACACAGUGUAUAUUAUGUGGGUGACAUACAGUGUAUAUUAUGUGGGUGACAUACACAGUUUAAAUUAUGUGGGGGACACAGUGUAUAUUAUGUGGGUGACAUACAGUUUAAAUUAUGUGGGGGACACAGUGUAUAUCAUGUGGGUGACAUACACAGUUUAAAUUAUGUGGGGACAUACAGUGUAUAUUAUGUGGAGGACACAGUGUAUAUUAUGUGGGUGACAUACACAGUGUAAAUUAUGAUGAUUACAUAUGCAGUGGGGUAACAUAUGCAACAUAAAACUGAUCAGGGUGACAUAUAUAAUGUAAAUUAUCUGGGUGAUAUAGUCAGUAUAAAUGAUGACGGUGAUGCACACAAAUUAUUAUUAAAACUAUGUUGCACACUUUAUUUCAUCUUCACAUACCUGCAUGUUAACAUUUUUAAAAAGAUUUGUACAGAAAGAAUUAUAUAAAAUAUAUUUUUUAUUCUUUUACUACAAUGUAAAGUUUUCUUAUUUCUCUUUAUACAUGACGACCGUCAGAAGAUGAUUUCUCCAUGACUGAGGGACUGUUAAUAAAAAUAAACAAUUA
Molecule: messenger RNA, 17504 nt
Organism: Gigantopelta aegis
Lineage: Eukaryota; Metazoa; Mollusca; Gastropoda; Neomphalida; Peltospiridae
Product: polycystin-1-like
Exons: 30
Coding region: 1-11835 (3944 amino acids)
Cellular component (GO): membrane
Molecular function (GO): calcium ion binding; protein binding
Source: RefSeq, a predicted model, not a curated record